CUUGGUUGGGACCUGCUGACUUCCGACUGGGGCAGGUGUGGACCACGGGUGGCUUGCAACGUAUGACGCGGAACCGAUAGGAUUGCAAACUCGGGAGCUUUCAGUUUCGUUCGGUAGCUCGUCGCGGAUGGACAAUUUCGUAAGAAUCCCUUUUCGGUGGUGGAAGUACACGGUGCUGAUUGGGAAUUAAAGGAUGAAGGAUUAAUAGUCAUCAGAUUACAGGGUGCGUGUGUUCCGUAGAACUUUGUUUUAUAGUUUGCGCAUUGAUUUUGUGUGUUAUUAAUCGAAACUUUCUUCUUCUUGAAGUAUAAGUUAUGAAUUGUUUUAACGUAUGCCUACAGUGUUACAGUUCAUGUGGGCAGAGGAAUAUUUUAAAACCAAGUGAAAGUGAAAACGUAACCAUUGCAGAAACCCUUACCUACAUGCAAUUAGCAUAAUCCGCCCGAAAACAACGCCCUUAAAUUGCCUUCUUAACAUAUGCACACAGCACGACAUUACACAAUGUUGAAGCUGCUGAUAAAGUGCACCAUCGGUGCGUUGUUUGCCCUACAAUCGAUCCAUUGUGAGGCUGAUCCACAGCUUAACCUUCCACCUUUGGCACCGCCGGGUCUGGAAGGGCGUCGGCCCGUGACAUUUCCCAACGGGGAAGCAUCGCCGACGCGUGUACCGCUCGGUGUGGAUGGUGUCGUCAGUGGGGAUGGUAGCAGUGUGCACGAUCGGAGUAGAAGUGAGCGCUUUGGUCCACCGUACGAUGGGGAUGACGAUGAAGAAGACGAACGUCCGAACUAUCCCGCCCAGCAACCGGAAGGACGCGCGAAUGAUUACGAUAGGCGAGAUCGUGAGGACUCGCCUUACUCCUACAACGAUCGCAACAGGUACGGUGGGGAUCGUGGCUACGAUCGCAAUCAAAACCGUGAACGAUAUCCAGGCGAUCGUAGUCCAAAUCCGUACGUUUCUGAUGUAGACAAUCCAUUGCUGUAUCGGGAUGGAGGCGAUCGCAAUCGGAACAGGUACGUGUCCGAUGUGGAGAAUCCACUGCUUUACCGCGAUCGGACACCGUACAAUCCGAGCCGGGACGAUGACGAUCGUAACCGGUACAAUCCCAACGCAAGACCGUAUAAUCCAAACGAUCCUAGCUUUGGAGGACGCAAUCCACCCGAUCCAAACUAUCGUGGGCCAGGGCAGCAUGAUCCAAACUACCGUGAUCAAGGGUUCCGAGAGCCUGGUCAACGGUUUCCGGGCGAUGAUCGUACCCGGUAUCCGGACGAUCCUAACUAUCCGUACCGCAGCCCGGAAGAGGAACGAUUCCGCAUCGAGAACGAGCGGCGGUUUCGGGCGGAAACAGAAAAGCUACGAGUUUUUCUCACGGAGAUCGAUCGGAAAAGCUCACUGGAGUGUUCGUUGAAUGUGGCGGCGCAGUGGAACUUUGAGACAAACAUCAACGAUGCAACGCAGGUGGAAGCGCUUGCUGCUCAGCAACGGUACAACGACUUCCAGCGCCUGCUGUGGGAUCAAAUGCGCCGAAUAGACCAGACGAAAAUCUUCGACGACAAGCUGUACCGUCAGGUGCGUCUUAUGUCAAUCAUUGGCCCAAGUGCGCUGCCCCCGGAUCAGCUCGAUCGGUACAAUAGAAUCGUGAACGAUAUGCUGGCCAUCUUUAACGGUGCCACCAUCUGCGCGUACGAGCAACCGUUCGAGUGUGGACUACGCCUUCAACCCCAUCUGAAAGAUAUAAUGGCAAAGAGUCGCGAUUGGAAUGAGCUGCAGUACACUUGGCUCGAGUGGCGUCGAAAAUCGGGCCGCAACAUGCGAGAUCUCUUCGAGCAGUUGGUCGACCUUACGAACGAUGCUGGGCGUGUUAAUAACUUUACUGAUGCCGCCGCCUACUGGACGUUCCCGUAUGAGUCACGCAAUUUUCGCGAGGAAAUGGAACAGGUGUGGCGCGAGAUACUCCCGCUGUACGAGAUGAUUCAUGCGUACGUGCGCCGCAAGCUGCGCGAAUUCUACGGUCCGGAUAAGAUCAACAAAAAUGCACCCCUUCCGGACCACAUACUGGGUGAUAUGUAUGGGCAGAGCUGGCAGAACAUCCUGGACAUUGUGAUACCGUACCCGGGCCGUAGCUUUCUCGAGGUAACUCCAGAAAUGCAAAAGCAGGGCUACAAUCCGCUGGUUAUGUUCCAGAUCGCGGAAGAGUUCUUCGUGUCGAUGAAUAUGUCCGCAAUGCCACCGGACUUUUGGGCGUCAUCCAUCUUGACGCAACCGCCAGACCGACCGAUCCUGUGCCAACCGUCUUCGUGGGACUUUUGCACCGGAAAGGACUACCGCGUCAAGAUGUGUACGCAGGUGACGCACAAAGAUUUCAUUACCGUGCACCACGAGCUGGCGCACAUACAGUACUUUCUGAACUAUCGUAACAAUCCGAAGGUGUUCCGCGAUGGAGCUAAUCCAGGUUUCCAUGAAGCGAUCGGUGAUGCAAUCUCGCUCUCUGUCGCCUCGCCGAAGCAUUUGCAAAAUCUGGGCCUCGUCCAGAAGUCCGUCGAUGAUACGGCGCACGACAUAAACUUCCUGUUUUCGCUCGCGAUGGAAAAGGUAGUGUUUUUACCGUUUGCGCUCGCCCUUGAAGCGUGGCGGUAUGACGUCUUCAGCAAGCGCGUCCGCAAGGAGCAGUACAACUGCCACUGGUGGCUGCUGAGGGAGGAGUAUGGCGGGGUUAAACCACCGGUACUCCGGUCCGAACUUGACUUUGACCCUGGUGCAAAGUAUCACGUGGCAGCAAACAUCCCGUACAUCAAAUACUUUUUCUCCAACGUGCUACAGUUCCAGAUCUAUCGCGCCCUGUGCACCGCCUCGGGUCAGUACGUACCGCAGGAUCCCAGCAAACCGUUGCAUAAGUGUGACAUCUACCGCCAACCGGCAGCCGGUAACAUUCUCAAAAAGCUGAUGGAACGCGGAACGUCACAACCGUGGCAGCAGGUCCUGCAGGAGGUGAUCGGCGAGGGCCGGCUGGACGGGUCGGCAUUGCGUGAGUUUUUCCGACCGCUCGAGGAAUGGCUGCGGAAUGAGAACCUGCGCAACAACGAGUACGUUGGCUGGAUCUACGAUGGUGACUACUGCAAGCACAGCAUCGAGACGGCCAAUCUGCAAGUGUUCGGUGGCUUCUACAAUGUUGCAGUCGAGGUGCAGCUUACCAGCUGGCUGAUGCUGAUGCUGAGCUCCUGGUUAGUCGUGAUGCGAACGUUCGCCAUCAUCGGCUAAGACAGAUCUGUCAGGAUAGAAAUGGGCCAACCAAUGCCCGAUGAGGUCGUUGAAGUGAGCAGGAUUGUUCGUGGUUCGUUUCAGUAAAGUGGUUUAGUUUGGUAGACAAAAUGCAGCAGUAGAAGCGUUAGACGUAAGUUAAAUCAUAAUAAAAAGAGAAAAAAACAUUGCCUCUUUGGAGUGUGACAUACGAUCCAAAAUGACUCGUCAAGUUCAUUGUCGUCCGGUCGCUGCAUCCAGGAAAUCGGAGCUUACAGGGCCAGUCAACUUCUCCCUUGCCAGCGGCCACUGACGCAGCGCAACAAUUUGCCUCAAUUGAGUUGAGCCGAUGGUGCAGUUGUUUUGUUUUCGCUUUUGAUGGGGUGUGUCGUUUUGCUUCGGCUUCCUUAAGUGCUGCUGUAGAGAUGAAACAGAGGGAGAGUUUGGCAAUUGGAUCCAUGCCUUGAGAAGGAAGCAUGGAAGUGUAGGGUUUUCUUGGAGAUGUUGAUUCAUUCCCGGAUCACUUAAAAUAUGGGAAUAGAGUAGUCUUUGUUGUAUGUUUUUUUAUGGCGACAUAUG
Anopheles coluzzii is the source of this 3813-nucleotide messenger RNA. It is a transcript of the gene Ance-3, whose product is annotated as angiotensin-converting enzyme. Gene Ontology annotation, biological process: proteolysis. Gene Ontology annotation, molecular function: metallopeptidase activity; peptidyl-dipeptidase activity. The record is from RefSeq and is a predicted model, not a curated record. Gene Ontology annotation, cellular component: plasma membrane. NCBI's taxonomy places the organism in Eukaryota, Metazoa, Arthropoda, Insecta, Diptera, Culicidae. The coding region runs from base 478 to 3255 and encodes 925 amino acids. The transcript is spliced from 11 exons.